AUGAUUCAGCAACCUAUCAAAAGACCUAGAUUGGCCCUGAGCUGUGUUGUCUGUCGUCGUCGCAAGGUUCGCUGCGGUCGUGAACAUCCACAAUGUGUCAACUGCACGCGAAUGAACGAGACCUGUGUGUACAACACAGGAGUUCGCGACGAGCUUACUGGCCGGGUGCGACAUGUAUUCUUGAAUAAUGAAAGCAACCAUUCUGAGAGCCGACCGUCCAAUCAUGCUGCUGUGCCGGACACGGGAGCAUGGCCUGGCACUCAAGCUCCAGGGAUAGUGGGUACACCAGGCUCUGAAGCGAAUUACCCAACUGCUUCACUGCUUGAUCCCCCGCUAGCCUGUUCCACAAAUCGAGUCGCAGAUCUAGUCCAUAAUGAUAAGCCUUCUACAGGCACAAGCAAUGUGCCGGAUGCUAACUUGAACCCCUCUUCUACAUCCGAGUCGUCCUCUGCGCAUAGGCCAGUUCCAAUCUGCAAUGACUACCUGAAUUUGCAGCGAAACGGUCAUACAAGGUUCAUUGGUCGAGCCUUUUGGGGUUCCAUUGCUGGAAAGGAAACCCAAAGCGAUGACUUUUUCAAGUGCCGUCAUGUUCCCCACGAUAUGGCCUCAUAUGCUUCUGCUGCAAAGAUGUUUAGCCUCCUGAAGUCUCUGCCCACAAAACCCGUUAGCAACGCCCUGCUUGAGGUAUUCUUCAUCGCAGUGUGGCCCAUUUGCCCUCUCGUGGACCGGUCCUCACUGCAGACAGAUUACGAUGACUUCUGGGCCUGGUGUGGAAAUAAUGACGAGUCAUUGCCAUCGCAAAAGUUCAUUGACGACCCAACGUUUUUCUGUUUACUAUUUGCAAUAUUGUACUGCGGUGCAUCAGCUGCGCCGGAAGCUCACUGGGCAAGCGAUCUGCUUCAGGACGAGUGUAAAGAUACGACCUUGAAGCAGCUUAAAACCGCCUAUACAGCCAGUCUUUUCCAGUCUUGUCAUCUGCAGUAUCCGACAAUAAACACCCUCGUCUCGACGUUGUUAACAGGUCCAUUCAUUGACCCACCCCAUGAGUGGAUGCAAAGUUUAGUCUCCAUCAGCACUACGGUGCGAAUAGCCCAGAGUAUGGGACUUCACCGUGAAGCAACAUGGUCGGCUCUCAAUCAUAAAGAUCAAGAAACCAGGCGUCGGAUUUGGUGGCAUAUAGUCUGGCUCGAUCUGCAGUCGAGCGUAUCUACCGGCCUUCCGCCCUGCUGUGGAGACGAUGUACUAGACGGAGUAAGCGUGGUUGCUUAUGGUGACAAUGGCGGAGCUGUCAUCGAUUCCGAAGUCUUGGACCUAACACUAUUGUUCGCCAUCGGGCGAUCCGAAAGCACUCGCCUGCAAUGGAAUAUCGUUUCUCACCUGCAGAGCUCACGAAAAAUGACUACGGAGAAGCUUUCAGAGCUCGCUACGGACGCGAAACGGGUUGAGCAGACAAUUGACACGCUCAUCGGUCAUAUAUCCACACAUACAGUAGCGGAGGGAACCAGCCAGUCCACCGAUUUUACAAGGUGGACGCGUGCCAUGCUGACAUUAAUGCAGCUCGAAACAGCUAUCACGCUACACAGGCCGGUAUUGGUCUCCCCAGUAGACAAAGACUCAAACUCCAAAAAGCUAUGGACCAGAGUUGUGCACCUCUGCGUGGCUUAUUUGCGUCUUUUUAUAUGGCUCCACGAUACCCCUGCGCUUUCGCCCUACACAUGGUACUGGCAUAGCCAGUACGGGCCCCUCCAAUGCGCACUUCUUACAUUGACAUAUAUCCAACAAUCUCACACAUUAAGCGAAGUACCGAACGCCCGAUCAUGCCUUGAUGAUUAUAUCUGUCUCAUUCUCUCACAAUACCAAGCCCCGGGUUCUUCGCCUGAAAACCAGACGGCCGAUGAUGAUAGCGCUGGCCAAGGCCAAUUGAAAGACAGGAUGCCACUCGCUAUGCAAGCUCUCAUCGACCUUCAUAUUGGCCUGGAUUUCUCCCUGGAAUCUACCCCACGGCCCCAAACUGCCCUUGGUAGUACCACUUCUGCAUCGGCAUAUACCACCUUAACGGGUAAUGACGGUGGAUUGGACUUAGAGUCUAUUUCCAACAUGGCACAGUCUGACUUUGAGUCAUGGGCGGCAUUUUCGCUAUCCCAGAUAUUCUAA
Molecule: messenger RNA, 2154 nt
Organism: Penicillium canescens
Lineage: Eukaryota; Fungi; Ascomycota; Eurotiomycetes; Eurotiales; Aspergillaceae
Product: Zn(II)2Cys6 transcription factor
Exons: 3
Coding region: 1-2154 (717 amino acids)
Biological process (GO): regulation of DNA-templated transcription; DNA-templated transcription
Molecular function (GO): DNA-binding transcription factor activity, RNA polymerase II-specific; zinc ion binding; DNA binding
Source: RefSeq, a predicted model, not a curated record